Molecule: messenger RNA, 693 nt
Organism: Helianthus annuus (common sunflower)
Lineage: Eukaryota; Viridiplantae; Streptophyta; Magnoliopsida; Asterales; Asteraceae
Product: dirigent protein 22
Exons: 1
Coding region: 2-571 (189 amino acids)
Source: RefSeq, a predicted model, not a curated record
CAUGGGUAGGUUCUACAUCUUCUUAACUCUAUGCUCAAUCAUACUCAUGGGUCUAUCUUCCGUGCAUUGCAUUGAUGAAGACCCUGUAGCUGUGGAAGACUGGUUCAAAGGCAUAAACACCAUGAAAGAAAAGAUAACCAAACUUCAUUUCUACUUUCAUGACAUAGUGAGUGGCAAUAGCCCAACUGCCAUGAGGGUGGCUCAACCCGCAAGCUACACAUCGCUCACUGGGUUUGGCAAUGUGAUGAUGGCGGACGAUGUAUUAACGUCUGGACCUGAACCCAAUUCGACGGUUGUAGGUAGAGCGCAAGGGAUUUAUGCAUCUGCCUCUAUGGAGGAUCUUGGUUUUCUUAUGACCAUGAAUUUUGUUUUUAGUGAUGGGGAUUUUAAUGGUAGUAGUCUUAGUCUUUUGGGGAGGAACCCUGUGUUACAUGAGUAUCGUGAGAUGCCGAUUGUUGGUGGCUCGGGUGUUUUCAGGUUGGCACGUGGUAUCGCGACUGCGAAAACGUAUAGUUUUAAUCUUUUGGGUGAUGCAGUUGUUGAGUAUAAUGUUGUGGUAUCUCAUUAUUGAGUUGAGAUUGAUAUUGGCUAGCAAUUUGUAACUUUUGCGUUCAAAUCAUGAAUGCCCGAGACUACAUUAUUUGCUUUUAAGAGUUUGAAAUUUAAAUCAAGUCCUACUUAUAUUGUGAAUAA